ACGGCGCUUGGGCCGUGUACCUGGCUGAGUCCAGCCUCUUUGCAUCCUGAUCCUUUACCUCUGUUCUCUGAGGCGUCCUUAAGCACCCCAGGCCUCACUCUUCCAGUCGGAGCGACCCCUGCGCUGGGAUGCUGAGUAUCCUGGAUGCUCGGGGUUGGAGCUGCACUUUGUUAGGUGUUUCCUGAGUCCUAUUUAUUCUUCAGUGCAACCUUGUGAGAUGAAUCGGACAAAGGGUGAUGAGGAGGAGUAUUGGAACAGUUCGAAGUUCAAGGCUUUCACCUUUGAUGAUGAAGAUGAUGAGCUCUCACAGUUAAAGGAGUCCAAGCGAGCAGUGAAUAGCCUCCGAGACUUCGUGGAUGAUGACGAUGAUGAUGACCUGGAGAGAGUCAGCUGGACUGGGGAGCCUGUAGGAAGUAUCUCAUGGUCCAUCAAAGAGACUGCUGGUAAUAGUGGGUCAAACCUUGAGGGACGUGAACAGCUAAAAAGCCGAAACAGCUUCUCCUCCUAUACACAGCUACCCAAACCUUCUUCUACCUACUCCCUGAGCAGCUUUUUUAGAGGGAGAACUAGACCUGGAAGUUUUCAGUCACUUUCUGAUGCUCUGUCGGACACGCCUGCCAAAAGCUAUGCUCCAGAGCUAGGGAGACCCAAAGGGGAAUACAGGGAUUACAGCAAUGACUGGAGCCUCAGUGACACAGUGCGACGCCUUCAGAAGGGCAAGGUCUGCUCGCUAGAAAGAUUCCGCUCCCUGCAGGACAAGCUACAACUCUUAGAAGAAGCAGUGAGCAUGCAUGAUGGAAACGUCAUUACUGCAGUUCUGAUCUUCCUGAAGAGGACACUGAGCAAAGAGGUCCUCUUCCGAGAGCUGGAGUUGCGACAGGUUGCCCUGAGACAUCUCAUCCACUUCCUUAAGGAAAUAGGGGAUCAAAAGCUGCUUUUAGACCUCUUCAGGUUCCUAGAUAGGACAGAAGAGCUUGCGUUAUCCCAUUAUCGAGAGCACUUGAACAUUCAGGACCCUGAGAAACGAAAAGAAUUUCUUAAGAGCUGCAUUGGUUUGCCAUUUUCAGCAGAAGAUUCUGCACAUAUACAAGACCAUUACACGCUUCUGGAACGUCAGAUCAUUAUUGAGGCAAAUGAUCGACAUCUAGAAUUAGCAGGACAGACUGAAAUCUUCCGGAAGCACCCCCGCAAAGCUUCCAUCCUCAACAUGCCACUAGUGACAACGCUUUUCUACUCCUGCUUCUAUCAUUACAUGGAAGCUGAGGGGACAUUCAGCAGUCCAGUCAACCUGAAGAAGACAUUUAAGAUCCCAGACAAACAGUAUGUGCUGACAGCCCUGGCUGCUCGCGCCAAGCUUCGAGCCUGGCAUGAUGUAGAUGCCCUGUUCACCACAAAGAACUGGCUGGGCUAUACGAAGAAGAGAGCACCCAUUGGCUUCCAUCGGGUCGUAGAGAUUUUGCACAAGAACAGUGCCCCUGUCCAGAUACUACAGGAGUAUGUCAAUCUGGUAGAAGAUGUAGACACAAAGUUGAACCUAGCCACCAAGUUCAAGUGCCAUGAUCUCGUCAUUGAUACUUGCCGGGACCUAAAGGAUCGUCAGCAGUUGCUAGCGUAUAGGAGUAAGGUGGAUAAAGGAUCUGCAGAAGAGGAGAAGAUCAAUGCCAUUCUCAACAGUUCGCAAAUUCGGUGGAAGAAUUAAGUGGCAUUAGCUACCCUGAAACCUGCCUCAUGUUUUCCUCUGCUGCCUGGGGAAGCAGAGAGCCCUCUUCUUGGGAGAGAUACAGCAUCACUUCGCUUGUCACGUGGGCCCAUCAACAGGCAGUGCCUGCAACUUUUCAGACAGAAACCUGCGCCUGGGCACAGACGGCUGCAGACUGACCUUCUGUCCAGAGGCUGCCUGUCAUGUAGGGGCCAAGAUCUAGAGCUCUGACUUGUGAGAAACAUUCGCUCCACCUGGUGCUCUUGGGAAGGUGGGAGUAAUUUCUAGAUUGGGCCCAUACUGGGCAAGCUCUCUUGGUCUGAAAACAGUGCCUGCUCUGGAAAGGAAGUCUUCUAGACAUAAAGAUAAUGGCUGUUGUAGGGUGGCCGCUCCGUUCUUCUCAGCUGAUUAUGACCCUGGACUUGGUGCUGGACAUUGGCAGUUCUGCUUUGAAUGAAGUCAACAGAAUCAAAAUGGUGUCUCCUGAAGGGCCUCAUGCUAUCCCAGUGCUGCUAGGACCUGCUGGCGGUGCCCUCACACCAGACUGUACAGGGUCCUCCACGUUAUGACAGAGAUUACCCAGAUAUUGUGUUUCUUUAGCCAGCAUCCCUCUGCUGCCCCAGUCUACCCUCUGUCCAAAAAACUGUGGUUCCUCUUUCACCUGCACACUGAGAUGGCCUUGAGUUGGGGGGGAGAACGUCCCUGUUAUCUUUUCCACUACUUCUCCCACCGCAGACCCAUAACCCUGUAUGGAGCUCAGACUCAGCAGUGCUGGAGAGCUCUCCCUUCAUACGUGAAUCUCAUCAUUUCACUGGGAGCUUCCAGAAGUUUCACCAGGGCUAAACUCAGCAGCAUUUCUGACUUAGGAUAUUAUAAUGGAGGUUUUAGUUUCACACUUGGUUUUAAGAGCAUAUUCUGUAAUGCUAGAUUCCUGCCCUGUACUAGUAUCAGCCUCUCUUCUGUAUGUCUGAACUGGGUUUCCUGGACAUGUUACACUCCUAAUAAAGCUGUUUAUUCCUUGGUG
Manis javanica (Malayan pangolin) is the source of this 2723-nucleotide messenger RNA. It is a transcript of the gene VIPAS39, whose product is annotated as VPS33B interacting protein, apical-basolateral polarity regulator, spe-39 homolog. Lineage: Eukaryota; Metazoa; Chordata; Mammalia; Pholidota; Manidae. Gene Ontology annotation, biological process: intracellular protein transport; vacuolar transport. Gene Ontology annotation, cellular component: cytoplasm. The record is from RefSeq and is a predicted model, not a curated record.